AUGUCGACUCAAGACAGCACGCUACGGCAGCGUGGCGGCAAGGACAAGCACAAAGCCAAUGGCAAACUCAAGGAUGACAUCGACAGCCUGCUGAACUCGACCAAAGAGGGCGCAGUCAAUGAAUGGGAUUACAAGCUGGCUUUGGGUAUCAUCAUUGUCCUGGCCUUCCUGACGAGAUUCUUUGGCAUCAGCCAUCCGGACGAGGUCGUCUUCGAUGAAGUCCACUUCGGAAAGUUCGCUUCGUACUACCUCCAACGCACCUACUUCUUCGACGUCCACCCUCCUCUCGGCAAGCUCCUCUUCGCACUCGUCGGUUGGCUUGUUGGCUACGAUGGCGACUUCAAGUUCGAGAACAUCGGCGAUUCCUACAUCAGCAACAAUGUCCCAUAUGUCGCCUACCGUGCCCUGCCAGCGCUGCUGGGCGCCUUGACGGUGCCGACUGUCUUCCUCAUCAUGUGGGAGUCUGGCUACUCGCUGCCCGCCUGUGUUCUAGCAGCGGGUCUAGUUCUCUUCGACAACGCCCACAUUGGACAGACACGUUUGAUCCUCCUGGAUGCGACUCUGGUCUUCUUCAUGGCUACCAGCGUUCUGUGCUACGUUCGAUUCUACAAGCAAAGGCACAAUGCCUUCGGCCGCAAAUGGUGGAAGUGGCUGCUCUUAACUGGCUUCAGCAUGAGCUGUGUCAUCUCUGUCAAGUACGUCGGUACCUUCAUCUUCGUCACUGUUGGUGCUGCUGUCUGCAUUGACCUGUGGGACUUGCUCGACAUCAACCGCAAGGAAGGUGCGUUGGACAUGAUCACGUUUGGCAAGCAUUUUGCUGCCCGUGCGGUCGGUCUCAUCAUCGUGCCCUUCUUCUUCUACCUCUUCUGGUUCCAAGUCCACUUUGCAAUCCUUACGAGGUCCGGGCCUGGCGACGAUUUCAUGACACCGGAAUUUCAGGAGACGCUCAGUGACAACAUAAUGCAUGCAUCGGCCCUCGACAUUCUGUAUUACGAUCAGAUCACUCUACGGCACAAGGACACCAAGACCUAUCUUCAUAGCCACUUGGAGAAGUAUCCUUUGAGGUAUGACGAUGGUCGCAUUUCAAGCCAGGGUCAACAAGUCACGGGCUACCCAUUCAACGACACCAACAACAUUUGGGAGAUCCUGCCCAAUACUCCGAAUCCAGACGGAUCUCAUCGUGGAUCACCCGUUAUGAAUCACGAUGUCGUCAAGCUUCGACAUGUGGUGACUGAUACCAUCCUACUCACGCAUGAUGUUGCAUCGCCCACCUUCCCGACAAACCAGGAAUUCACCACUGUGGCCCUCGAUCUGGCCGCCGACACGCGCCACAACGAUACUCUCUUCGAGAUCCGAAUCGAGCAAGGCAAGGCGAAGACUCCUUUCCGCUCCAAGUCCGGUCAAUUCAAAUUGGUGCACUUCCCAACUAAGGUCGCUAUGUGGACACACACCAAGCCGUUGCCAGAGUGGGCUCACAAGCAGGCAGAAAUCAACGGCAACAAGAACGUUGCACAGCCUUCCAACAUCUGGUACGUGGAUGAAAUCACAAAUAUUCCAGAGGACAACCCGCGAUUGCAGAAGGAGCCUCGUAAGGCCAAGCACAUGCCGUUCCUGAAGAAGUACUUCGAAUUGCAGCGAAGCAUGUUUGCUCACAACAACGCCUUGACUUCGUCGCAUCCGUACGCAUCUCUCCCAUUCCAGUGGCCGUUCCUGCUCCGUGGUGUCAGCUUCUGGACUCAGGAAUCGACCCGUCAGCAGAUCUAUUUCUUGGGUAAUCCUGUCGGGUAUUGGAUCGCCUCCGCCAUUCUGGCUGUCUUUGCUGGCAUCUGGGGCGCUGAUCAGCUGUCCCUGCGACGAGGAGUUGAUUCUCUGGACAAGCGCACCCGUUCGCGCCUCUAUAGCUCGACGGGCUUCUUCUUCCUCUGCUGGGCAGCACACUACUUCCCCUUCUACACCAUGGGCCGGCAACUCUUCCUGCACCAUUACCUCCCCGCACAUCUCGCCUCAUGCCUCGUGACGGGCGCUCUGGUGGAAUUCAUCUUCAACGUCGAGCCCCUCGUCGACCUCGAGCCCACCAAACAACAAAUCACCAACAAAGCCAAGGAGUACGUGCCAUCAGCUGUGCAAGAAAAGGUCGCUACAGCAGCGGAGAAGUCGAGAAGGAAAUUCCAGUCCACGAAAGAGAGGAUGAAGGGGCAGAGUUUGGUAGGGACUUGGAUUGCGACGAUUGUGAUCCUCGCCGCGGUGGUUUGGGGCUUUGUGUUCUUCUUCCCGUUGACCUAUGGGUGGCCUGGGUUGAGUGUGGAUCAGGUGCAGAGGAGGAAGUGGUUGAGUUAUGAUCUGCAUUUUGCGAAGUGA
Messenger RNA from Cyphellophora attinorum, 2358 nucleotides. RefSeq names its product Dolichyl-phosphate-mannose--protein mannosyltransferase 4. The record is from RefSeq and is a predicted model, not a curated record. The coding region runs from base 1 to 2358 and encodes 785 amino acids. Gene Ontology annotation, biological process: protein O-linked glycosylation via mannose. Gene Ontology annotation, cellular component: endoplasmic reticulum; membrane. Lineage: Eukaryota; Fungi; Ascomycota; Eurotiomycetes; Chaetothyriales; Cyphellophoraceae. Gene Ontology annotation, molecular function: dolichyl-phosphate-mannose-protein mannosyltransferase activity. The transcript is spliced from 3 exons.